Molecule: messenger RNA, 2561 nt
Organism: Sesamum indicum (sesame)
Lineage: Eukaryota; Viridiplantae; Streptophyta; Magnoliopsida; Lamiales; Pedaliaceae
Product: sulfite reductase 1 [ferredoxin], chloroplastic
Biological process (GO): sulfate assimilation
Cellular component (GO): chloroplast stroma; sulfite reductase complex (NADPH)
Molecular function (GO): sulfite reductase (ferredoxin) activity; 4 iron, 4 sulfur cluster binding; heme binding
Source: RefSeq, a predicted model, not a curated record
AUGCUGAUGAAUGAUUCUAUCAUCAGUCACCCUCCUCCGCUUCUUCAGUCUUCACCACCCACACAUCAGUUUCCUCCAUUUCUUUCCUCUUUCCUCCUCCCCAUUAUACAUCUCCAUCUCCUAUCUCCUCCCCAAAUUCCCUUCUUCCUCCGCCUACACUCUCUUUUUUCCCCAAUUCCCCCCACCCUCAUGACGACCUCCUUCGGGGCUGCCAUCAUCGCCGACGACCCCAAGCUCCACCUCGCCAGAAGCUUCUCUGGCUUGAGGACUGCUUCUAAUUCUCUUUUGCUCACCAAACGCCCUCACCUUUUCUGCCCUUCAUCUUCUCCCGCCGCCUCCUCUCUCAUCCGAGCUGUCUCCACGCCCGUGAGGCCAGAUACUUCUAUUGAGCAAAAACGCAGUAAGGUCGAAAUCUUCAAAGAGAACAGUAACUUCAUAAGAUAUCCUCUCAAUGAGGAGUUAUUAACUGAUGCCCCUAACAUUAAUGAGGCUGCUACACAAUUGAUCAAGUUCCAUGGCAGUUAUCAACAGUAUAACAGAGAUGAACGUGGUGCCAAGUCCUACUCUUUCAUGCUUCGAACUAAGAACCCUUGUGGAAAGGUUUCAAACAAACUCUACCUGGUCAUGGAUGAUCUGGCUGAUCAGUUUGGGAUUGGGACACUUCGCUUGACAACUAGGCAAACCUUUCAACUCCAUGGUGUUUUGAAGAAAGACCUUAAGACAGUAAUGAGUGCUAUCAUUAAAAGCAUGGGCUCUACACUGGGUGCAUGUGGUGAUCUGAACAGAAACGUUCUCGCUCCUGCAGCUCCAUACUAUCGGAAAGAUUAUUUGUUUGCCCAGAAAACUGCAGAAAAUAUUGCUGCGCUCUUAACUCCUCAGUCAGGCUUUUACUACGAUAUGUGGGUGGAUGGCGAAAAAGUUUUGACAGCAGAACCUCCUGAAGUAGUGAAGGCUCGCAAUGAUAAUUCACAUGGUACAAAUUUCCCCGAUUCACCAGAGCCCAUCUAUGGAACUCAGUUCUUACCAAGGAAGUUCAAAAUUGCGGUUGCUGUACCAACAGACAACUCUGUGGAUAUAUUUACGAACGAUAUUGGUGUAGUUGCUGUGUCUGAUGCUGAUGGGGAGCCCCAGGGCUUUAACAUAUAUGUUGGUGGUGGUAUGGGAAGAACACAUAGGUUGGAAAGCACCUUCCCUCACCUUGCAGUGCCAUUAGGUUAUGUGCCAAAAGAGGAUAUACUAUAUGCAGUGAAGGCUAUUGUUGUCACACAGAGAGAGAAUGGGAGAAGAGAUGACCGCAAGUAUAGCAGAAUGAAAUAUUUAAUCAGCUCAUGGGGAAUUGAAAAGUUCAGAAGUGUUGUUGAAGAGUAUUAUGGAAAAAAGUUUGAACCUUGCCAUGAGUUACCUGAGUGGGAGUUUAAAAGCUACUUGGGAUGGCACGAGCAGGGAGAUGGUGGAUUAUUUUGUGGUCUUCAUGUUGAUAGUGGUCGCAUCCAGGGGAUAAUGAAGAAGACUCUGAGGGAGAUAAUUGAGAAGUAUAACUUGAAUGUCCGCAUUACACCAAACCAGAAUAUCAUCUUGUGCGAUAUCCGACAAGCAUGGAAGCGCCCCAUCACUACUGCUCUUGCUCAGGGUGGUCUGCUGCAACCAAGGUAUGUGGACCCUCUCAAUGUAACAGCCAUGGCAUGCCCAGCUUUGCCACUUUGCCCUUUGGCAAUCGCAGAAGCUGAACGGGGAAUACCCGACCUGCUUAAGCGAGUUCGUGCUGUAUUUGAGAAGGUUGGUCUCAAGUAUAAUGAAUCUGUGGUUAUAAGGGUAACUGGUUGCCCAAAUGGUUGUGCUAGACCGUACAUGGCUGAGCUUGGCCUGGUUGGCGAUGGUCCGAAUAGUUAUCAGAUUUGGCUUGGAGGAACACCAAACCAAACUUUACUAGCAAAAGCAUUCAAGGAUAAGGUUAAGAUUCAAGAUCUUGAGAAAGUUCUCGAACCUUUGUUUUAUCACUGGAAGCGGAAGCGGCUAUCAAAAGAAUCAUUUGGUGACUUCACAAACCGUAUGGGCCACGAGAAACUUCAGGAGCUGGUGAAUAAAUGGGAAGGAAUUCCAUUAGGAGCAUCACGCUAUAACUUGAAACUCUUUGCUGACAAGGAGACUUAUGAAGCCAUGGAUACUCUUGCAAGACUCCAAGAUAAGAGUGCUCAUCAAUUGGCCAUGGAAAUAAUCCGCGACUACGUCGCCUCCCACCGAAAAUGGUGAAAUUGAGCUAAGGACCACAAAAGUAUCGAUCUACUCUUGCUGAGCUGCCACAAACAUGAUCUCCCAUGUCAUUGUUACUGGUUGGCAACGGCCAGGAUACAUGUAGGGGACGGUGCGUCGUUUUGUAUCUAGCAAUUGUAUGUAAACCUCAUCUUUGUGUUCAGUUUUCUUGAGGUCAUGUGAAACUAUUUCUCAGUUGUUGGAUUAAAGUGAGAGGGUUUUCAGUAUUCAUUUCAUCUUCACAGAUGGGCUUGGUUGAGCUAGUUCCGAAAUUUAUAAUGAAAGAGAAUCCCUGGUGAACGUUUCUUCAA